This is a messenger RNA of Zophobas morio, 3176 nucleotides long. RefSeq names its product zinc finger protein 148-like. Gene Ontology annotation, molecular function: DNA-binding transcription factor activity, RNA polymerase II-specific; RNA polymerase II cis-regulatory region sequence-specific DNA binding. Bases 167 to 2449 code for a protein of 760 amino acids. The record is from RefSeq and is a predicted model, not a curated record. NCBI's taxonomy places the organism in Eukaryota, Metazoa, Arthropoda, Insecta, Coleoptera, Tenebrionidae. The transcript is spliced from 5 exons. Gene Ontology annotation, cellular component: nucleus. Gene Ontology annotation, biological process: regulation of transcription by RNA polymerase II.
UUUGGUGUUUUGUGACUUAAGUCAUUCAGCACCCCCUGGCGAAGCAGGGGGCAAGUAGUUUACUUAAGUCUAAGAAACUUGUAAAUACCUCUUUAAUUAGCUUGUUUUUGUUUUUGUAAGUCGACAUUGGGAUGUGUAAUGUGGUAGUUUUAUUUUUUUUAACGCCAUGGAGGUGUGGAGUAGUUCAGAAAAAGUGCAAAAGGAAAAUGAAAAUUCUUACACGAUGAAUAACGAUUAUCUCGACGAUAGUUUCGAUUUCAGUUUUAAUAAUGUGUGCGAAAGACCGAUCGAAAAUUAUACGAAGAGCGAUGACGACCAGAAAGCGCAUAAUUCGACUUAUCUUGUUAAAUUGCAAGAAAACGAUGAGAAUUCUGGUUACAUCCACCAAUCGAUUUCUUUGGACGAAAUUUACAUGCAAAUCAACCCUGGAGCGUCGAAGAAAAUGCCCGAGAAGCCCUCCCAUGCCACCCUGACCAUCACCAGCACCGACCCUUCCACGAAAGAGACCACAGUCAACCGCUACCACUGCGAAUACGACGGCUGCACCAGGACUUACAGCACGGUAGGCAACCUGCGAACCCACAUGAAGACCCACAAAGGUGAAUACAGGUUUAAGUGCACAGAACCUAACUGUGGGAAAGCUUUUCUAACAUCGUACAGUCUAAAAAUCCACAUCCGAGUCCACACUAAAGUGAAGCCUUUCGAGUGCAAAUUUCCCGGUUGCGGGAAGGCUUUUAACACCUUGUACCGGUUAAGAGCCCACGAGCGCUUGCACAACGGGAAAACCUUUAACUGUGAGUCUGAGGGAUGCAUGAAGUUCUUUACCACACUAAGUGACUUAAAGAAACACACUCGUACUCAUACACGCGAGAAACCCUACAAAUGUAAGCAGGACGGGUGUGGGAAGGCGUUUACGGCCAGCCACCACCUGAAGACGCACCAGAGGAUACACAGCGGGGAAAGGCCCUACACUUGCAAGGAGUCGACGUGCACUAGGUCCUUUUCGACUCCUCACAGCUUAAAGUCGCACAUCAAGACCCACCAGAAGUCGCAGGGUAAGGCUGAUAGUCAGAAGCUCGUGGAGGAGGUGGACGGUGGAGACGGCUCAGACAUCAAAAAUGAGAUGGAGCUUUUGGAGAAGACCGGAGAUGCUCAGAUUAGCGUGCCUUUUGAUUUUGAGGGGAAUUAUAAUUAUGAGAAUUUUAAUGCUGCCUUAGGUGAUCCAUGGGACGUCGAAGGAAAGAAAACCGACGUCCCAGCCUCGAACUCUAAACAAGUACCUGACCCAAAACUAAGCCAAACCGAACCGAAUUUACAAGACGUCAAUUUCGACAACCUCUUCAAGAACACGUACAAUCUAGUCAAUAACAACUACGUAACCCAAAAUCCUAACAUCAACGACGUUAACCUAUCCUCACUAACUCUAGAUAACAAAGCUAAGUUUGCUGCCGUCAUCGAAACCGACUUAAGUUCCGAAUUCGAAAUGGCCAACGGCUUAAAGAACUACGCAACCGUAAACACAGCAGAACCCAUCCCCACGCAACUACCCUUCAACAUCGGCACCGAAAACAUAGAGAACGGAAAAUCGGGAGAAACCUUAAAUGAUACUCAAAUGGAACUGGAAGACAGUUCCAUCAUAACAGAGAUUGAAGACGCCGGAAUUAACCUGUACGAUCUAACUAGCCAGAACGCCAGCGUCAGCGGGUUCGACGUAGACAUGUUCGAUAAUGUCUUCAACGAAGACAAGAACAAGAAAGUCAAUAUCAUAAGUGUGAAGAAAAUUCCUCCUCCGGAGAACCCGUCGGUGAAUUUGGAUAAGCAAAUUUAUACUCCGGAAGCUUUGCAGAUGUCGCUGGCUUGCGACGAAGAGGUGCCUUCUAUGUGGGUCGACGUCAUGAACUACUACAAUUCAGGCCAAGCCAACGUGUUUGAACAAAAUUCCGCUUCUGACAAUCAAGUGAUCGCUGUUCCUACUGCCGUGCAAUCGUACCUUAACCUGCCACCUGCUCAAACUAACACAAAUGAUCAACUGGACAACACUUACAAUUUCAUUUUGCAAAAUCUGGGCGGCGCGGUUGAACAAACGACGAACACAGACAACAAUCUGUUGAAAAAUUUGACAGCCGACGCGGAUAUUUGCAAAUGUGUGGAUUGUAAGUGUGAUUCGGUUAACAACUGCCACGGUUGUGAAGGUCACGAUAGGGUUGACCGACAGUCGGUUGCUCAGGGCGAUUGUUGCUCGGGGAAGGGUGGGUGUUGUCAGGGUGGCAAUAAACCGGUGAAGAGUCUGGGCUGCGGGGACGACAAGAGCGAUUGCUGUGUUGUGGUUUGUUUAAAAACGUUGGACCAGUUGAGGCAGAUUUUAAAUAUGGCGAAUAGUUGUGGGGGGUUGCAGAAUUUGAUGUUGGGGUGUCUUAAGGCAGGGGAGUUUUGUGCCGUGCAAAAAUAGGGUGAGCUUUGCAAAGCAGCUUGACUAAAUUGCCAAAAUAACUUAGUAUUGUGAUCGUAACUUAGACAAAGUGCAAUUAAUAGCGUAGUGUACUAAUACUGUGUGUGAUUUACGAAGUGCCAAAAAUUCUUAAGCUGUGUAGAUAGUGCAAUUACUAUGUUGUGAUAUUUAUAAUUUUUUAACAAAGUAAUACUUUUUUAGCGUAACUUCGUCCACGACUUGGUGUGUGUAGUGUAGUCAUGAAAGGUUUAGCUCCCAAGAAAUUCUUACAACCAGCCGUCAAUCGUUGGUGUUUGAAGGUUGGUAACGAGGGUUUUUAUGGUGACUGGAGCUUUCGUGAAUACACCAUGGCAGCUAUGGGGAAGGUAGAGGCGUGUUUAGGUUACCCUAAACGUCUUUUCGUUUAUGUCUUCCACAAGCUGUAAAAGUAUUCCUAAAGCCUUUCGGUAUUUUUAAUUCUCAUACUUAUCUCUUGGUAAUUUUAUAAUUAACAUUUUUACUAAUUAUGAAAACGGUGAAAAUUACAUUCUAGUCAUUUCUUUAAACUCAAACGGUAAAAGUAGUGUGGUCGGAAGAAUAACCAAGUACCUAGCUUUAGUCCACUCUUGCCACACUAUUUUCACUGCUGGUAUACCUGUUGUUACUUACUUUAUUGUCCUGUUUGGUUUAUAAGGCUUAUGUACCUAUAAAAGUUGAAUACAUAUUCUUAAUAAAAUGUUAUUUGACA